GCAUUAUUGUACCCAAUGCAGGCGCGGUCGGUAAAGAUGAAGGAGUUUGAGCAUCUUUCCUUUAACUAUACAGACGGUCUCAUUAUGGACAGUAGAGUUUGGCAAGAUGUGUGCCGCAUACUAGUGUAAUCUGACUCUCUCUGACUUACACGAAACGCAGGGCAGCGCAGCUUAAUGCUCGAGGUGAUAGUUCUUAUGCUGCAGGGUAUAUUGCCCACGAUUUGGCAAUUUAUUGGAAACGUAUGUGCAGCGAAGGAUCACGGCCUCGGCUGUAAGUAUGCUGGGUUGUUGGUAAGCUACGGAAUUUGGUGCAGUUGUGUCGAUGCAUUCUCCCGCCACGAGCUCCUCGUGUAGCUUGAGUAUUAUUGCAGCUGCAGCAGGCCUGUGUUUAUGGCCAAUCUCUAGGACCUCGGAGCCUGUCCGGUUAAACUCAAUAACCACUUUCAAAGGUGAAGAGCGAUGCAGCGAUGUUGCGGAUAGACAGGUAUAAUUUGAGCCUUUAGUGUACACCUAAACUUCUGCCUAGGUUAGUGAGUGACUCGGGAGAGCCGUUUGCAAAUAUCGCGGCCAGCACAAUGUCAACCGCGUAUAUGCCGGGCCACGGAACGGCAUCCGGAUCAUCAUGAAACGACAGGAGAAAACAGAAGAAUCUGACAGCCUAAGAGCGAGAUGAUACGUAAGGCAGACGCGAGAAAGCGGCGUUCAC
Molecule: messenger RNA, 706 nt
Organism: Aspergillus welwitschiae
Lineage: Eukaryota; Fungi; Ascomycota; Eurotiomycetes; Eurotiales; Aspergillaceae
Exons: 1
Coding region: 175-354 (59 amino acids)
Source: RefSeq, a predicted model, not a curated record